Messenger RNA from Solanum verrucosum, 636 nucleotides. RefSeq lists its product as uncharacterized. The transcript is spliced from 3 exons. NCBI's taxonomy places the organism in Eukaryota, Viridiplantae, Streptophyta, Magnoliopsida, Solanales, Solanaceae. The record is from RefSeq and is a predicted model, not a curated record. Bases 1 to 636 code for a protein of 211 amino acids.
AUGUCUAAUGUUGAGAUAAGGUCGGCUAUUCAUAAUUUGACUCAAGUGUUGGCCACUCAAGUUGCUAGGGAUGCUAGGGUGCAAGUGAACCCCAAUGCUAGCACUACCGCUUCUAGGAUAAGGUCGGCUAUGCUUAUCCCAAGCAUGGACAUUUCUCGUCUUAUGGUUCAUGCCGAACAAAUUGAGGAGCAAAAGCUUAAGAAAGUUGGUAGAGAAUUAAAGAGGUCAAGGGCCGAUGAUGGAAAUUCUUCUAAUGUUAGGUUUGAAAUCCAAAAUAAGCCAAUGUUCAAACAGAGGUUUUCCAACCAAGGUCCUCCUAACACUCCAAGGGUCAACAAAGGUAAAGUGUCUACCCCGAAGCCUCAAGAAACAAAAUGUGGUGGUCCUUAUGUUGAGAAGCCUAUUUGCACAAAGUGUGGCCGAAAACAUGAAGGCAAGUGCCUUGUUGGCACGGGAAAUUGCUAUGGUUGUGGUAAGAGCGGCAACAUGAGGAGGGAAAAUGCUCAAGCACAAGCAAGUGGCCCAAAUCCCGAUGCUCCUAAGAAGAAUCGAUUCUAUGCUCUCCAAUCUCGAGGUGAUCAAGACAGUUCUCUGGAUGUUGUGACCGCCAUCAUUGUUGAUUGUUGGUUGCUCUAG